Molecule: messenger RNA, 2750 nt
Organism: Coffea eugenioides
Lineage: Eukaryota; Viridiplantae; Streptophyta; Magnoliopsida; Gentianales; Rubiaceae
Product: probable 1-deoxy-D-xylulose-5-phosphate synthase, chloroplastic
Exons: 10
Coding region: 299-2452 (717 amino acids)
Biological process (GO): chlorophyll biosynthetic process; terpenoid biosynthetic process
Cellular component (GO): chloroplast
Molecular function (GO): 1-deoxy-D-xylulose-5-phosphate synthase activity
Source: RefSeq, a predicted model, not a curated record
GUUCACAGAGAAGAAGAUUCAUACAUCCCUCUAGUCUGCAAUCCACAUUCUCCACCCACAAUCCGCCAUUUCAGCACGAUCAUUUGCAGUUCUUGCCUUCUAAUUUCACACACAGCACACACACUUCAUCCAGUCAGAGCUCAUUGCUUCUUUCUUUUGCCAUUCUUACCUUGUAUAGCAGCAGUGAAACCAGAACUGAUCCCUGGAGCUGGAAUCAUAUCUUGGGUUGCUUUUCUUGUCAACCCUUUUGUUCAUUUUUAUUGGGUUUUCAAGCUUAGGCCUAUAAAGUGUAUGCAUCAUGGCUUUAAGUACAUUUGCGUUCCCUGGAAAUUUAAGCGGGGCAGUCGUCCCAGAUUCCAUAAAGCGGAGUCUUCUCUAUUCUAGCUGGCUCUAUGGGACAGAUCAGCAUCUUCAUAUUCAAUCCAUGAAUAACCAGGUCACAAAAAAGUCCAGUGGAGUUCGGGCAUCACUGUCAGAAAGAGGGGAGUAUUACUCGCAGAGACCACCAACUCCUCUACUGGACACUAUCAAUUAUCCAAUUCACAUGAAAAAUCUUUCUACUAAGGAAUUGAAACAACUUGCAGAUGAACUGCGUUCAGAUAUCAUUUUUAAUGUUUCAAAGACUGGAGGUCAUCUUGGUUCGAGCCUCGGUGUUGUUGAGUUAACUGUGGCUCUUCAUUACGUAUUCAACUGCCCCCAAGAUAAGAUACUUUGGGAUGUUGGUCAUCAGUCCUACCCUCAUAAGAUUUUAACUGGGAGGAGAGACAAAAUGCCAACUUUAAGACAGACAGAUGGACUGUCAGGGUUCACUAAGCGAUCUGAAAGUGAAUAUGAUUGCUUUGGUGCUGGUCACAGUUCUACCACCAUCUCUGCUGGCCUAGGAAUGGCUGUAGGAAGGGAUUUGAAGGGAAGAAAAAACAAUGUGGUUGCAGUUAUUGGUGAUGGUGCUAUGACAGCAGGUCAGGCUUAUGAAGCCAUGAACAAUGCUGGAUACCUGGAUUCUGACAUGAUCGUUAUUCUGAAUGACAACAAACAAGUAUCCUUGCCCACUGCGACACUAGAUGGGCCCAUACCUCCAGUAGGAGCUCUGAGUAGUGCUUUGAGUCGGUUGCAGUCCAACAGGCCUCUUAGAGAACUAAGAGAAGUUGCCAAGGGGGUUACCAAGCAGAUUGGUGGUCCAGUGCAUGAGCUUGCAGCAAAAGUUGAUGAAUAUGCUCGUGGCUUGAUCAGUGGUUCUGGAUCCACUCUAUUUGAAGAACUUGGGUUUUAUUAUAUUGGUCCGGUAGAUGGUCACAACAUUGAUGAUCUCGUUACAAUUCUUAAAGAAGUUAAGAGUACUAAAACAACUGGUCCAGUGCUGAUCCAUGUUGUGACUGAGAAAGGCAGAGGUUAUCCAUAUGCUGAAAAAGCUGCAGACAAGUACCACGGAGUUGUGAAGUUUGAUCCAGCAACAGGAAAGCAAUUCAAAACCAGUGCCAAAACUCAGUCUUACACAACAUACUUUGCAGAGGCUCUGAUUGCUGAAGCAGAAGUAGACAAAGACAUAGUUGCAAUCCAUGCAGCAAUGGGAGGUGGAACAGGCUUGAACAUUUUCCUUCGUCGUUUCCCAACACGAUGUUUUGAUGUUGGGAUAGCAGAACAGCAUGCUGUUACCUUUGCUGCUGGUUUGGCCUGUGAAGGCCUAAAGCCUUUUUGUGCAAUCUACUCAUCUUUCAUGCAAAGGGCCUAUGACCAGGUAGUGCAUGAUGUGGAUUUGCAAAAGCUGCCAGUGAGGUUUGCAAUGGACAGAGGUGGUCUGGUUGGAGCAGAUGGUCCUACACAUUGUGGGGCUUUUGAUGUAACAUUUAUGGCAUGCCUUCCAAACAUGGUGGUGAUGGCUCCUUCAGAUGAAGCUGAACUAUUUCACAUGGUUGCUACUGCUGCUGCCAUAGAUGAUAGACCUAGCUGCUUCCGUUAUCCUAGAGGGAAUGGGAUAGGUGUAGAGUUGCCGCUGGGAAACAAAGGCAUUCCUCUUGAGGUUGGGAAAGGUAGAAUAUUGAUUGAAGGGGAAAGAGUGGCUCUCUUGGGCUAUGGAACAGCAGUUCAAAGCUGUUUGGCUGCAGCUACCUUAGUAGAAGCCCAUGGUUUGCGGCUAACAGUUGCAGAUGCACGCUUCUGCAAGCCAUUAGAUCAUUCUCUCAUACGCAGCUUGGCAAAUUCUCAUGAGGUCUUGAUUACUGUUGAAGAAGGAUCAAUUGGCGGUUUUGGAUCUCAUGUUGCUCAGUUUAUGGCUCUUAAUGGGCUUCUUGAUGGAAAAUUAAAGUGGAGGCCACUGGUACUUCCUGAUCGAUAUAUUGACCAUGGAUCUCCAGCUGAUCAAGUGGAAGAAGCUGGUCUGACGCCAUCUCAUAUUGCAGCAACUGUAUUUAACAUACUUGGACAAAAAAGAGAAGCUCUAGAAAUCAUGUCAUGAAUGUAUGGUUUUAGUUUGUCUGAAAUAUCCGUACAAAAUAUAAUAUAGUGAAAAUUGGACUUCAAUCUUUCAUCACCUAGAAUGUAGUCUUAGCUUAAUAUGCAAAGUUAUGUCACUAGAUAUUGAUGCAGAAAUUAGCCAAAAACACUGAGCAUCCCCGUGUAACAUACAUGCAUACAUUAGCAUAGCACAUAUACAUCCCCUACAUUUUCCCUGCCCUGGUUUGUCCAAGAUUUGAACAUUUUUCCUUGAAUGGCUGCCUGCCGAAUUUCAGUUUAGGCUUUUGGAUAUUGUACUA